Messenger RNA from Passer domesticus (house sparrow), 2124 nucleotides. It is a transcript of the gene OMP, whose product is annotated as olfactory marker protein. Gene Ontology annotation, cellular component: axon; neuronal cell body; cytosol. The coding region runs from base 1 to 480 and encodes 159 amino acids. Gene Ontology annotation, biological process: sensory perception of smell; signal transduction. The record is from RefSeq and is a predicted model, not a curated record. The transcript has a single exon. Lineage: Eukaryota; Metazoa; Chordata; Aves; Passeriformes; Passeridae.
AUGGCAGCCGAGGUAGGGGUGCUUGAGCUGCCCUUCAGCUGCGAUGAGCAGCUCACCCGGCGCAUGCGGCUGCGAUUCCAGAGCCUGCAGCAGAGAAACACGAGGCCCCAGGAUGGUGAGAGGCUGCUGCGUCCCAACGAGCACAUCUACCGAGUGGAUUUCAUCCAGCAGCACAAACUGCGCUUCCUCCGCUGGAACGUGCAGCUGGAGAGCCCUGGGAAGGUCACAGUGACUGGCACCUCCCAGCACUGGACUCCUGAUCUCACCCACCUGAUGAACCGGCAGCUGCUGGAGCCAGUGGGCAUCUUCUGGAAGAAGCUGGGGGCCGAGGAGGUGGAGUGCAAUGAGGCAGAUGCCCAGGAAUUUGGGGAGCGGAUAGCAGAAUUAGCCCAGAUCCGCAAGGUGAUGUAUUUUCUCCUCACUUUCACUGGUGGCCUCGAACCAGCUCAGCUGAAAGGCUCCAUUGUUUUUAAAGCCUGAUCCCCUCUUGCUCAGCUUUUCUCGCUCCAGCUAUGCUUCUUUCAGUUCAGUUCUUUGUUCCAUUUUUACAUCUGUUUUUUUUCUUUUUAAUGAGAGACAGCACUGUGGUAAAGCAGAGAACAACUCAGUGCUUCUGGAGCCCCUCAGCCCUGUGAAAUAUUCCCCAAAUGUGCUGCUCUCUGUCUAAAUGAUGAGAAGGGGACCAUGAGCUUCCUGCUGCAUUUGCCUGAAGUAUAAGACUGUGUGCUUGUGAAUUCAUCAGGGAUUCACUCAGGGUCUUACUGGCUUGGAAAUACGAGGCUGCCCUAAGUCCUCUCACUGCACAACAAAAACCCACUGGAAAAAUAAGUAAUUGCCAUACCAGAAAACAGCAGGGACCCCUGGAGAGAGCCCUGCUUUCCAGUUUCCAUCCUUGCCAUUGUUUGUGAUGGAGUGUCUCUCCUUGCAAGGUGCUGGGUGCUUGCAGGCUCUGGUGACUUGUGCUGCUGCUGUGGCUGCUUGGAGUCUCUGAAGAUCAGUCCCAUGGAGAAUCCACCUUGCUGUGAAGCUGAAGUACAUACAGUUGGACUCGCUGUGUUCUGCAGAUUGUAAACCCACUGGACUAAUGGGGAGGUUGGACCAGCCUUUUCUGACCACUGCUACCAUUUCUUGCUGGGGGGAUUGUGGAAUUUGUUGGUCCAGGAUGGGUUGGAGCAGAUGUGUGUGUGGGGGCAGAGCCAGCAGCUCAGAGCAGCCUAGACCAGCAAUGAGUCCUCUGCAACAGAGCUAAUUUGUGCUUUAUUCUGUCCUUAAAGCACCUAUGAAAAUAUUUACUCUGAAGUGUCUAUAGAGAGCCAUGAGGCUGCAGGGCACUUUGCAAGCCACAGAGCAGAACCUGCUGCUUCUGUCCCUGAAAAGCAGUGUCUCCUGCCCUCUAAAACACAGGGAAGGGUGUCUGGGUGACCAAGGGAGCAGAGGGGAGUGGUACAUUUAUAAGUAUUGGAACAGCAGAGUGUUUUGUUCCCAGUUUGCCCCAUGACUGCAAGUAAAAUGCUAUGUUUCAUGUUUCCUUUUCCUCCACCAAAAAGUGGAGAGUACUUCAAUGAAGCUUCUGAGACACACAGAUAGAAAAGUCCCUUUAAAGAGUCCAACAUCUUCUCCAAACCUCCAGCGAUGCAGACCGUAUGCCUUCCCCAGCCCAACAAUAGUGUGUAAAAUGACAUGCACAAGUUAUGCCAGGCAGAGAGGAGAAAGAAAGCAGACCAGCUAUUGGCUGGAGAGAUGGUGGGAGCUCAGUCUUGCCCAAAACCAAGGCCCAGUAACCACCAAAUCCUACAGCCAUGCCAUGGCCAUUGCCAGACAAGUUGAUGUGUUUGUUUAGACCCUAAGAAAUGCUGGACUUGGUGAGUAGAGAGAAAAGUGGAUGCAUCCAUGCUUGGACAAACACACCUCUAGGGUCCUAGCAGACUGCCAUAAAAAACCCCUCCUUGUACAUCCCAGAGCAGAGCUCCUGACUACAAACCACUUUAGACCAAAUAACAGGAGCCACUGGCAACAUCCAAAGGGGUUAUUGCAUGCCAAGUCUCACAAUAUGCCAUUGCUACGUUGCUAGGGUAGAGUUCUUGCUGCAGAUAUCCCGCUGGGUGUUGGUGUACCACAGUAAAU